This is a messenger RNA of Telopea speciosissima, 1194 nucleotides long. Its product is annotated as probable cinnamyl alcohol dehydrogenase 6. Gene Ontology annotation, biological process: lignin biosynthetic process. The transcript has 6 exons. The record is from RefSeq and is a predicted model, not a curated record. Gene Ontology annotation, molecular function: zinc ion binding; cinnamyl-alcohol dehydrogenase activity. Bases 66 to 1151 code for a protein of 361 amino acids. NCBI's taxonomy places the organism in Eukaryota, Viridiplantae, Streptophyta, Magnoliopsida, Proteales, Proteaceae.
CCUAAACACCUCUCUGUCUCUCUCUCUCUCUUUCUCUUUCUGAGACUGGAAAUUUUGGGCACGAGAUGACACAGACAACUCCAAAUCACACUCAGACCGUCGCCGGUUGGGCGGCCCACGACUCCUCCGGAAAGAUCACCCCUUUUAUCUUCAAAAGAAGAGAAAACGGGGAGAACGAUGUGACAAUAAAGAUACUCUAUUGUGGGAUGUGCCACACCGAUCUCCAUUAUAUUAGAAACGACUGGGGAAUCACCAUGUACCCUGUUGUCCCUGGGCAUGAAAUAACGGGAGUGAUAACAGAGGUAGGAGAGAAAGUGAAAGGGUUCAAGAUGGGAGACAGAGUUGGAGUGGGAUGCCUUGCAGCUUCGUGUCUGGAAUGCGAACUCUGCACUGAUUCGCAGGAGAAUUACUGCUCAAACCUUCAAUUCACUUACAAUGGCAUCUUCUGGGACGGAAGCAUUACCUACGGUGGCUACUCUCAAAUACUCGUUGCUGACCACAGGUAUGUGGUGCACGUGCCGGACAACCUUCCGAUGGACGCCGCAGCACCUCUAUUGUGCGCAGGGAUAACGGUGUUCAGUCCCAUGAAGGAGCAUAACUUGUUACAGUCCCCUGGGAAGAAACUCGGAGUGGUAGGCCUCGGUGGUCUUGGUCACGUGGCCGUUAAGUUCGGUAAGGCGUUUGGUCUCCACGUCACCGUCAUCAGCACCUCCCCCUCUAAGGAGACUGAGGCUAAAUUGCGCCUUGGUGCUGAUGCCUUCCUCGUUAGCACUGAUCCCAUACAAAUGCAGAGUGGAGCGAGGACUUUGGAUUUCAUCAUUAACACGGUAGCAGGGAAGCAUUCACUCGGACCUAUUUUAGAACUGCUAAAAGUGAAGGGAACUAUGGUGCUCGUGGGUGCACCGGAUAAGCCCCUGGACUUACCCUCAUUCCCCUUAAUAUUUGGUAAAAGGGUAGUGAAGGGCAGCAUAAUUGGAGGCAUGAAAGAUACACAGGAGAUGAUGGAUCUGUGUGGAAAGCAUAACAUCACAUGCGAUGUGGAGGUUAUUAAGCCGGACUACAUUGAUCAGGCUCUCUCCCGUCUUGACAAGAACGACGUUCGCUACCGAUUCGUCAUCGACAUUGCCGGAAAACUGUCCUCCAAUCUCUAGCAGUACCUUAGACAUUGUGGUCAUGGGCUCUGGGCCCAAUUUU